Molecule: messenger RNA, 1901 nt
Organism: Rotaria sp. Silwood1
Lineage: Eukaryota; Metazoa; Rotifera; Eurotatoria; Philodinida; Philodinidae
Source: the annotation of a GenBank genome assembly
AUGAGUUGUCAACAUGAUGUAACAAUGACUUUAUUUUCAAGAGUUUUUUAUGAUGCAAAAUUAUUAGAAGAUUUUCCAAAAAGUUUACGUGAAGAUAUUAGUAAAGAUCAUCGUGGAAGAUUUUAUGAAGAUUUCUAUCGUGUUAUCUAUCAAAAUGAACGUUAUGAUGAUUGGUCACCACGUUUAGCAAAAAUCAAACAAGUACUUGUUAAUUAUAAAGAAGAUCUUCUGACUUAUCAUAAAAAAAAAUUACCUAAAGCUGAAGCUGAUAAAAUGCCUAAUGGUAUAAUAUCAUGUGCAGCUGAUGGAAAUUUUCUUGAAACAUUAAAUUUAUCAUCGAGUGUUAUUGAACGUCAUUUUAUUGAUCAACCAUUUGAUCGUCUUGGACAAAUGUCAUUAGUUAUAACACCUGGUGCUGGUGUAUUUGAAGUUGAACGUGAAUUAACAAAUAUGACUAAACAACGUGUAUUAGAUAAUGGUAUUGGAAGUGAUCUUGUAUGUUUAGGUGAACAACCAUUAUUUGCUGUACCAUUAUUUAAAUUUUUUAAAGAAAAUCCAAAUACAGCUGAUGACUAUCAAAUACCACAUUGGAUGAAUUUAAGUUAUUAUCAUCGUUCAACUGCUCCAUCAUGUUUUUCAAGUUAUAUUCCACGUUUACAAUUUGAUAAAAAUCGAAUCAAAGGUGGAAUGUUAGAUGUUACAAAUAUUAUGAAUUCAAUUCAAGAAGAUCAAUUCUCAAAACCAUUACAUAUAUCAAUGGAAGAAUAUGAUGAUCAAGUAUUUCGAACACAUACAAAACUAUUAACAAAAGAUAGUCAUCCAGAUAAAUCAAGCAAGAAUGAAAAUCGAGUGUCACGAAGACGACAUAUUACUAUGGGUCCUAUAUAUGCACAAUCAAUUGAAGAAGAAGAAGAUUCUUUAUCUGAACAAAAUGGAGUUUUAAUUGUUAAAAAUAAUACUCAAUUAACCCAUGAAUUUCAAGAUAGUCCAAGAUCUUUUAAUGUAAAUAUUAAAGAUGAUAUGUCUCUUUCAACUUCACAUGGAAUAACAUCAUCAAGUGUUACAAAUAAUCCUCAAUUUCAUAAUAUAUUUAAUCCAUCAUUCCAAAUUUUAUUUUCUAAUCCACAAAGUUUAUCACGUAUUGCAAAAAGUGCUGAUACAUAUUUUUUAUCAUCAAGUAUAUUUGCUCGUAUACAAGCACGACCUAAAGCAUUAAUAAAUCCAUUUGCACCAGCUAGUAUUCGAAUACCAAUGGCACCUGGAAGACGUCGAUGGGCACAUACAUUUCCUAUGGGUCCACAUAAAUUACCAUGGCAUUUUCAUCAUUUACGUCAAAAUGAAAAUACAAAUAAACAAGAAAUGUCUGCUGGUGUUACUACAUAUGCUCAUCUUGUACUUCCUGGUACAUCAAAAAGACUUGUAAAUGGUCUUAUAUCAAAACGACCAAGACAACGUGUAAAAAUACGUAGUGAUUCAUCUUCUCGACGUAAACGGUAAAGAUAAACGUAAUUUCACUGAUAAUAGAAGUACGCGAACUUUGUCCUCACGUGAAAUCAAACACGUUAUAAGUGUAGUUUAAGAGAGCGCCCAUGAGAGCAUCGAGUAUACAAGGCACUCGAUAAAAUUUUUUUUUUCGAUUUUUUUUGCUCAUUCAAAACUUCAAUAUCUAAAACUACUAACCCUAAAAUUUUAGCUUCUAAUACCCUUUCCUAUGAAAAGUUAGCCAGGACCAACUUUUGGCACUAUCGGGCCUUUUUGUGGAAAAAUAAGAAAAAAUAUUCUAUUAAAGACGUGCUAGCUUGCGUUUCAGCAAAUCAUUGAAAUUUUUUGUGAUAUACACAGGAAGAUAGAGAAUUGAAAACUGAAUAAAAUAAGCUAUUUUGAUAUAAUAUGAUCUCUAA